CAAAAAUCAAAAUACACACCGGUCAACCGUCAGCUGUGGCAAUCAGUGCAAGGAAACAGCACGACCAGCCGGCAUCCAUCGUGCAAAUCCAGCUGUGAUAAACAAGCAGAGCGAUCAUUUUGGCAGCUCCAGUAGUUGCUGGCGUGUUUGUUGAUUGAAAACAAAAAAAAAGUGUAAUCCAUUUGUCGACGGUUCACCCACUAAAAGCCCGCGGAAAGAUGAACACCGAACCAGAACCGAUGGAUACGGACGAGGUACCGGAGUACGAGAGCAGCUCAUCCAGGGACGCAAACCGGGUGCCGCGAGUCCGAUCAUCCUGCAGCAUACGAAAGUUAAACGUGCAGCCGAAAAAAGACGGCAGACGGUACACCAAGAACAACUCGCCUGGCAAACGUUCAGGCUCGAUGGUAUGGAAAAUUCUAAAAUCGCUACUGCUCCUUGCUGGCAUUGGCACGCUGGGCAUCUAUCUAGGAGGCUCUAACCAUUUCUACCAAGAGCUUAAGCACCAGUACCACAUGGCGCACGAGCGGUUGGCACAGGAAAUGAGCGCCCUCUGCUCGAAGCGGCCCGCCAACUUCACACCGAUCCUGCAGGCGGUGGAAGGCGUGGUGAUUGGCCAGCCGCAUCUUGCCGCCGAACUCGGCCACUGGUUCCAGACGGUGGGCAAAACGCCUCUCACCUGUGCACUGUUCGUGGGCGGUACGGGAGUGGGCAAAAGCCUGACGGCCAGCCUGCUCGCGAAGCACUACCCGUACCCGGCGAACGUCCUGCACGUGACCGGCAGCGAGUACAGCGACGAGCGGAAGCGUUACGCCGCAUUCAAGGCGACGCUGUUCCGGAUACAGCGUGCCGCGCUCACGCACGGCAACUGUGCCCACUACCUGCUGGUGAUGGACCACGUCAGCCUGGACGGGGCGCGGCUCGUGACGAGGAUAUGCGAUCGGUUGCGUGCAAUUAGCAGGCAGUACCAUCUGCAGCUACAGAUGGUAUUUGUGUUUCAGGCGGAGGCAACGCGCAAGCUGCGGCAAGCGACCCUUCUGGCGGCGUCCAUACCCGAGGCGCGGCUGUUCGAGUUUAGGCCGAUCGGAAGCAGCGAGCUGGAGGAAUGCAUUCGCCGGGAAGCGGACAAGCUGGGCAUGGAUCUGGACGGUACCGGCGGGUUCGUCGUCCAGCAGGUGGCAAAACAAAUCAACGCUACUCGCCAUGGCUGCAAGCCGGUGCGGGCCAAGUUGAGCUUGUACUCGUUGGAGCCGAACACACUACAACUCUAAAACCGUGAAGGCACCACGCCUCGCGCCCACUACCUGAGCUGUGUUAAAAUACAUUCCCAACUACAAA
Molecule: messenger RNA, 1338 nt
Organism: Anopheles arabiensis
Lineage: Eukaryota; Metazoa; Arthropoda; Insecta; Diptera; Culicidae
Exons: 3
Coding region: 219-1271 (350 amino acids)
Source: RefSeq, a predicted model, not a curated record